Bombus terrestris (buff-tailed bumblebee) is the source of this 14611-nucleotide messenger RNA. RefSeq names its product gamma-aminobutyric acid receptor subunit beta (gene Rdl). Gene Ontology annotation, molecular function: neurotransmitter receptor activity; chloride channel activity; GABA-A receptor activity. The coding region runs from base 211 to 1800 and encodes 529 amino acids. The transcript is spliced from 11 exons. Gene Ontology annotation, biological process: signal transduction; chemical synaptic transmission; nervous system process. Gene Ontology annotation, cellular component: synapse; membrane; neuron projection. The record is from RefSeq and is a predicted model, not a curated record. Lineage: Eukaryota; Metazoa; Arthropoda; Insecta; Hymenoptera; Apidae.
GGUAGGGUGGGAGGAGGAGGAAGGAGGGAGGGUGAGACGCGGACGGCACGCAGAGAGGCGCCGGGUCAACGCGCCAGGUAACAACGCCUCAGGACAUCCGCUGACGUCCUCGUCGACGUCCUUGUCGUUGUCCUCGUCGUCAUCGUGAACGGCAACGCGCCGUGCUUCUCCUCGAACGUGGACAUCCCGUCUUGUUCCACGGAUAAUACGAUGUCCUUCCGCGCCGCCUCCUGGAGCUUCGCCCUCCUCGCGGCCACGGUCGCGUUGCUGCCCGCCACGCAUCGUGCUCCGUUCGCGCAAGCCGCAACCGGCGGUGGCAGUAUGCUGAAUGACGUCAACAUCUCCGCGAUAUUGGACUCGUUCUCCGUCAGUUACGAUAAAAGAGUAAGGCCGAACUACGGAGGUCCACCAGUGGAGGUUGGCGUCACCAUGUAUGUCCUCAGCAUCAGCUCCGUGUCCGAAGUGUUGAUGGACUUCACGCUGGAUUUUUACUUCCGGCAAUUCUGGACGGACCCGCGGCUGGCGUUCAAGAAACGAGCGGGCGUCGAGACGCUCAGCGUCGGCUCGGAGUUCAUCAAGAACAUUUGGGUACCCGACACGUUCUUCGUCAACGAGAAGCAGUCGUACUUUCACAUCGCUACCACCAGCAACGAGUUCAUUCGUAUUCAUCAUUCGGGAAGCAUUACACGUAGUAUACGUUUAACGAUCACGGCAUCGUGUCCAAUGAAUCUGCAAUACUUUCCGAUGGACCGGCAACUCUGCCAUAUCGAGAUCGAGAGCUUUGGAUACACAAUGCGCGAUAUUCGGUACAAAUGGAACGCCGGCCUACAGUCGGUCGGCAUCUCGAACGAGGUGGAACUACCGCAGUUUCGCGUGCUCGGUCACAGGCAACGACAUUCAACCAUACACCUAUCUACAGUCGGAUACACGAUGAGGGACAUCCGGUACAAGUGGAACGAGGGCCCGAACAGCGUCGGUGUCAGCAACGAGGUCUCCCUGCCUCAGUUCAAGGUCCUUGGUCAUCGUCAACGAGCCAUGGAGAUUAGUCUAACUACCGGAAAUUAUUCGCGGCUGGCCUGCGAGAUCCAGUUCGUACGGUCGAUGGGCUACUACCUGAUUCAAAUCUACAUUCCUUCGGGCUUGAUCGUCAUUAUCUCGUGGGUGAGCUUUUGGCUGAACCGUAAUGCGACCCCCGCUCGGGUGGCCCUCGGAGUAACCACUGUGCUCACCAUGACCACCCUUAUGUCAUCGACUAACGCGGCGUUACCGAAAAUCUCCUAUGUCAAGUCCAUCGACGUUUACCUAGGAACGUGUUUCGUCAUGGUGUUUGCCUCGUUGCUCGAAUACGCGACGGUGGGUUAUAUGGCAAAGAGGAUUCAAAUGAGAAAGAAUCGGUUCCAAAAAAUCGCAGAAAGUAUGAAGACAGCGAGGGAGAAUCCAGGACCACCCGGAGUACCUGGUGAUCACGGAGAUCACGCGCCUAAGCAAACUUGGUCCCGUGUUGUCCAGGAGGUGCGGUUCAAGGUGCACGACCCGAAGGCACACAGCAAAGGUGGAACGCUCGAAAAUACCAUAAACGGACGAGCCGAUGAGGAGGUAGCGCCGGCGCCGCAACAUCUUAUUCAUCCUGGCAAGGAUAUCAGCAAGCUCUACGGUAUGACGCCAUCGGAUAUCGAUAAAUAUUCCCGCAUCGUGUUUCCUGUAUGUUUCGUCUGUUUCAACCUGAUGUACUGGAUCAUCUACCUGCACAUCAGCGACGUCGUGGCGGACGAUCUGGUGCUUCUCGAGGAGGCGAAAUAAACGAAGAGAACGCGACGAUCGCGCGUGUACGAUGGACGAAACGUGCGGUCAAAGACAGAUACGAAAGUAUUGGGAACAGGGGGUAAAAUCGAUUCGCAGCAGAAACUACGAAAUAGGUCUAAAAAUAUUGAAAAAAAAAAUCAAUGUCCCGCCAGGACUAAAAGUCCUAAGAGUGCGACGGACUAAAAAUAACGUUGUGAUUACUUCGAUACGAAGGGAGAUAGAUAAACUGUACAAGCUAGAUCGACAUUGGCAUCCUGGAUCGACGAAUAGAACUAGAAAAAGAAGAACGAAGAAGUUCGAAGCGAGAACGACUAAGGAAACGUAUAUAGAGAUCGAGGUUAGCGAUUGUUAAUGGCUAACUUGACCGCGAACACUGUUUCGAUGUGAAAUGGAAAGUGUCCAGACCAAAGACGUCGACGAAGAGGUAACAAACGAGCCGGGUGCCUCUGUGCUUCGAUCGAGUAAGAGAUAGAGACAGCCGCUGGUCAGACCGGUCGGAUGACUAAAACGCGCUGUGACUACUUCGUGACAUUCCAAUCGUAGCGCGCUGAUCGUAAAUCUCCCUGCGCCUGCGACGUGAUCUUCGAUUUUACGCUGACUCUCGUUCCCAUGUUUAAUCGCGACGACGACGCGAGCGUAUAUUAUCCACGAUACGCGAAAGAUUGAAAGUGGAAAACUUGCGAUCGCCGGCAGAGAACGAAAACCAAAAAAGGAAAAGAAAUUCGAACGAAAUAGAAAAACAGAGAACAGUAAAGAAAAAACAAAUUCAAAAACUAAAACUGCGAAUCCACGAGCGUGCAUACCUUAAACAUUGCCAGUCUAGGUACCUAGAUCUUUAAAAAAGAUGAAGAGAAUACCUUCGAUAUAAACACUUGUCAAUUUAGCCACCAUUAUAUACAUACAUAUAUACAUACAUAUAAAUAAAUAUAUAUAUAUAUACAUAGUAAAAAAAAAUUAACUAAACGUAAGGGAGAACACAAAAUAAAAGGCCGUCAGUUCGAGACCGACGAAUCGAGACGAAGCCGAUGAAAAACGAGAAAUUCUAAGAACGAGUCGAUCGAGAAUUCAACGAUCGUCGCUCGAAUGGCGCUCGAGUAUACAUGUGAUUGAGCAGAACGACGAAGAAUCGCGUGAAUCUGCGUGUGCGAGACCGCGUGACUGUGUGUGUGCGCGCGCGCCACUGUCCUACGUGUACAAGUGCGUGCCUUCGUGUGUGUCUGCGUGCGUGCCUAUACAUGUGUGUAUAUGUACGUGCGUAUGUGCGAGCGUGCGUGCGUACGUGUAUGCGUGCGUGUGUGUUACUCUACGAGCGCCAGCGCACGUGCACGAAAGAAUAAAGAGUCGAGGAGAAAAGGUUUUUGUUUCGAACGAAGACAAAAAACGGUUCACUACCGGAGACUGGUGCGACUUAAUCCGUUAAGUAAGUACGUUUUAAGUAUCAACGUAUGUAAGGAGACAUACGUGUGCAUGUGCCGCGUAAACGUACCUGCGUUACGUACGUACGCGCAUGCACAUUAGGUAAUUACGUGCAGACACACGUACACGACUAUCCGCGCGUCGACAACACACGAGGUAACGGAUCCUCGAGAAGCGUCCUCGCGAUGAAAUACGAUCGAUCCUUCGUCUGUAUCGAGCCAGAAGAAAGAUGGAUCGCGACGAAUCGCAAAGCAUCCCGAUGGACGCGGCCGGAUCGACGAGCGGAGCGAGCAACAAUUUCAACGCGAGUCGCAUCAUUUCGAGGUAGAGCUGUUUUCUCGAAUGUCUUUUUUAUUGCCACGAACGUUAUGUGUGUCCGUUUCAUUUUAUACCACUUUUUUACCAUUUAUAGAACUCGUCGGACGAAGCGACUUUUAUAUUUCCGUCACUUCUAUGAUCGCGAUCCUCCCUCGGAAUCGUGUAACUUCCGUGGAAUCGUCGCGGCGCGCAACCCUGUACGUGUUCGUGUACGUGGCUCAACGGGGAGUAACUUUUUAGCUCGUACUACUACGUAGCCGCGAAAAAAACUGUUAUACGUAGAGAUCUACUCCCAGAACGUACGAUUAGGUCGGACGUAAGAGUUAUUCCAAUUUUUCGUGAAAUUGCAAAACACGAGGUUGGGAGGGGCCAGCCAAGGAAGAGUCCGCAAAUUGAACGCGAGCCGCUCCAGGCUGCGCAGUAAGCUUUUUUCCUCCCGUCGUUUUAGCGUUGAAACAGAACACGAAAAGAAAAAGAGAAGCGCACCGCGAUCAAACGAAAUCAAACAGCUUUUUUCCGUUUAGUGGCACGCAGGCGUAGAGAAACGCUUUCGCGAAAACGAUUUAAAAUACGUCCUCGCUGAAGAAUGCGGUAGAGAGGACAGAAGAGAAGAGAAGCGGGAGAGCGACGCGAGAAUCUCGAGGAAAGAGAAAAGAGAAAACAGUAAAAAACAUCUCCCUUGAAUCGUCCUUCUUUUAAUGGUUCUUCUUAGUCGCGCGUCACUUUGCAACGAGUUAUUCCCAACCGUAACCGUAAACGCAACGUAAAUGCUCUUGUUUCCCAUUCGAAAUACUUGUGACGUCCUAUCGAGCAAAACGACAAACGAAAUUGUAAGCGAAGAACGGUGUCGCGAUGGUUCGUGCGACGCCGUGCAUAAAGCACAUCCGAGAAAACGAGCAGCGAUCGCAUUUAUCCUCGCGCGUGGAUUAGUUUUACCGUCGAACACAUGUACACCGCGGCGCGGUCCUUCCGUGGAGAGGCCCUUGGUCUUCCCCGGUAGCUGUUCCGUCGGUACGUUUUUGCUGAGUUAAUUAACGCCAAUUGUAUGCCGUUCUACUUCCGUCUUUUGGAUACUCCAUGCUGUAUGCUCGCAUUUUUCCAUCCACCAUCUCUCCUACUCGCUGUGUGCGACCGCGCGCGUUCACGGACACGGACCUUACCACAUCCGCGAAUGCCAGAGUCGCGCACACGAACGAGAAUCAUCUUGAUUCCCCAAGUGCAUAUACGCAUACGUACGUACGUACAUGUAACACACUUCUGCUUUCCUGUCUCUCCUUUUCAUUUCAUCCCUCGUCCCUCUUUCUCUCUGUCUCUUCUGUCUCUUCCAACGUGGUUUGCUGGCUGCAGACUGGGUCGUGGAAGCUUGCCAUUCAGGAUAUCGACCAGCUGACACGCCCAACCCGCCCACCACCCUCUAUUCUUCUCUUUCCUUCUCACUGUCUAUGCCUGCCUCUCUUUCGCUCAAAUUCUUUCCCUGUCUUUCGCGUCUGUCCCUCGAUCUCUCCGUUUCCUUCUUUUUCCCGAGCGCUCUCCGCCGCUCUUCUCUACAAUCGCCAAACAGUCCGUUUGCCAGACGCUCUUGCUCAUUGUGCAUUUAAUAAGGAGCUUCUUGCCUUGGUACUCUGCGAGAAUUCUUUAUAAAAGUAGGUAAUCUUGCUCGAGGAUCUCCUUGGUCGCCAUCCCCCUCGAAUAUACGGAAGAAGUGGCCGAGGGAAGUUCGUGUUUGGCCGUCCCGUUCCACCACCCUCCAAAAACCCGUGCAACUUACGAGAGAACGAAUGCCCCUUGAUUAACCUCGCCACCACCGUCGUUGUUAUCGGCGCGUUGCAUCACGCGUUUGCUUGUUAUUACGUCGAACGAUCGAACGAUACACCGUUGAAGGGGCGACGCUCUUUCGAUCUAUGUCGAUCGGGCGAGAAAACGAUAGUCGAAGCGGUAAUACGCACCUAAAGGAGAUGAAGGCAAAAGGGUCGAUCGAUUCUGGCAGCGAGGUGGGACGGGACGUAAAUUAACAUUCUUAACCCUCGUUCGUCUCUUCGUUCUGCACGUAUUAUGAUGAUAAUUGUAAGUAAUAUCGACGAUACUUCCACGUCCGCCCCAACGGAAGCAUUAUUACGCAAUUUAUAUAUAAUUGUACAUCUGUUAUCUACUUGGAGUCUCUAUUAUAGCGAAAAAGAAAGAGAAAAGGAACUAGCGUUUCAUCGUUGUGAUAUAUUCUACAGUGUCUAUAUGCAUUUAUUCAUACGUAUAUCACGUAUGCAUUCAUGCAUACCCACGUGUUUGUACGUAUGUACGUUAUAUACGUGUGCCUAUUGUUUACGUUGAAUCUAUGAAGCCGUGUGUGCGCGUGUACACGAGGAACUGGCACGUCCACGAAGGUGACGAGGGUAAGGAGCUCUUCCGUAGCGAGCGAACUAUAAUAGGCAGUUAGGCUAAGCUACAAGCGAAUUAUACCGAUAGAACGAAGGAAAAGACCUUUCUCGAUAAAUCGUUUCGUUUUUCUCAUCUUUUUCUCCAUUUUAUUUCUGCCGCCAUCAACUACAAAUUAGAUAAUAAUCCAAGUGCACGAACAGAACACCGAAGAAACGAAACUCUAAUAAUACGGAAAAGUCGGGAGACCGAUUCGGUGAAUCACGACGGAUCGCAAUCGUGUACACUCGAACAUUUCCUGUCCAUUUCUGCGCGAAAUGAUUACGUGUGCGUGUAUAUAUAUAUAUAUAUAUAUAUAUAUAUAUAUAUAUAUAUAUAUAUAUACAUAUACAUACAUAUAUAUAUAUAUAUAAGCUUAUUCGAUACGUUUCGGCGGAAAGUAAACGCGCGUGAAGGCGGAAACGCAAUAGAUACGUUCCAAGCGGAAAAAGAUAGAGAAAUCUCAUAUAGGAUGUAACUCAUACCUCGUACGUAUAUAUUCACACACCUAGACACACGCACACACAUCUACCUACACAAACAUAUAUAAAUAUAUAUAAUCUAUAUUUUCAAAAGUUCAUUCGAGGAAUGUUUCUCUCACCGUUUAGAUCUCGAGCACCCUCGAAACACCAGGUUACGUCGAAAACACGAUUGGAUAACGAUUGGCAAGCGAACAAACGUCGAUUCGCGACAAAGCGUCGAAACGAUAACGCUUGGAACUUUCUUAACGUUUCUCUUCCCCGACGGCGCCACGCGUGAGAAAACAGAGGGGAAUAAAGUUAAAAAAAAAAGGGAGAAAGAAAUUCUUAAUCCGCGAUAUAACGUCAUCACGAACAAGCUGACGCACGUGUUAAAACGUGCCUUGAAAAUCGCGCGCCAGUUCCUCCGAACCGACCACGGUCAAUUAUUAUUAUUACUAUGAUUAUUAUUGCUAUUAUUAUUAUUAUUAUUAUUAUUAUUAUUAUUAUUAUUAUUAUUAUUAUGAUUAUUAUUGAUACUAUUAUACUAAUAUAUAUAUAUUAUAUACAUAAACAUUUUAAGGAUGAAAAAUAAGAAAUUUACGACGAUCUCUGUCCUCUGGCAGGAUAAAAGGCAAAAGAACAAAAAAAAAAAAGACGAGAUGAAGAAAAGAAAAUGAAUAAGAGAAAAGGUGAAGACUCGAGUUACCGACGGUCACCUACGUAUAUAUAUAGAUAUAAAUAUUACCACGUAAUUAUAUUACCGAAAUGAAACGAUAUCGUUUAAUUACCGGUGAGCACCAUCGACGCGCGCGCAGGCAUCUCGGCAUUUAAACGAGACGAAACAAAUGAAAAAGAAAGGAUGAAACCAAAACAUUAAAAAAAAAAGAAAAAUAAUGAAAAUAGGGAGAAAGAGAGGAAACCUAUUAAUACUAUACAAAUCGAUCAUCUUGUAAAUACGAGUUUUAUACAGAGCGAUUGUAUUCGUUAAAGAAAAAAAAAAAACAAAGAGUACCUACUGCGAAGUAAUAUAUACAUAUUAUAUAUAUAUAUAUACAUAUAUAUAUACAUAUUAUAUAUAUAUAAAUAUAUAUACGCAAAUGUAGUGCACACGAGAAUGUGACUGUUCGCACAUAUUUAGGUAAAUCACUUUUAAAGUAUAGGGAGAAAAAAAAAAGCAGAAGAAGUAGACUGGAAGCACGUCGGGGACCGAAGUGAGUACGUACAUUCGUUCGUUCGUUCGGUAAUGAGUGAUUAACUGGAAAAAAUGUUGUUAAAUUAGUGUGAGAGGGAGGAAGACAAAGAGAAAGAGAGAGAGAGAGAGAGAAAGAGAGAGUAUUUAAGUAUUUCAAAUAAAAAAGAAAAAAAAAGAAAACGUAGCGAAUGAUUGAUGCGCGGCGGGCGAGAGUAUUUUCCAAAAUCGACGAAUCGAUCGAGAAUCGUGCACCAAACAACGUAGACGACCAUACGAUCACAAUAUUCGAAUUAGUUUACGAUUUUCACGAUUUUUCACGUCUACCCUAGAGAAAUUCGUUGAGAUAUCGAACGAACGUGCAGGAUCGAAACGAUUCUAACGCUAACGAUUCGAAAAUAGAACCAAAUCAAUUACUACUCGAUUUUAUACGAUCGUUCGAGCAUCCUUGAGCCCUAUCACGAAGUUCGGGAAACGCAUAAUUGCUCAAAACGAAACUCCUCGAUCGGCGUACGCUUCGGUGUGCGCAGAUUCUCAUUUCGAGUCAACGUUGUUUAUUCGCGUGUAACAGCAGAACGCAAAGAAUCUUGCUCUUGAUCUCGUUUCUCAUUUUUUGAGGAUACUCUACGGAAUAUACACACAGAGAGAAGAAAAUGUUCCUAUCGAGAGCGUAAAGUAUUUUCUACGAUAGAUCGACCAAGUGGGAUGAAGGUUUUUUUCGUCGGCACGAUUCGAUAUCGUGGUCGAUGGUCGUCCUCGUCGAUGCACCGAUAUCGUAAAUGAACAAGAAAUCAAGCCACGGGCGUGCACACGACAAGACCAUGUGAGUUCAAAUCGCGUUGUAACGAAAACUGCCAACUUCAUAUUGCAAUAUACGUUUUAGUCAAUCGUGGCGAUGCACGGGGGGGAAAAAUAAAAAUAAUAAACCAGUCGACGAAACAAAGGAAUUAGAGAAAAACAAGCACUAAGCGACUAAGGAAUUGGAAAAUCUGCCUGAACGGGUGUUAAACUCCUCGAGACCUAUUUUCGGUUCGACGAUCGAUCGAUAGCAGGAGAAUACUCGGAGCAACGUUUCUCCCGUUGUAUUUUCGUUGCACCCAGUUCGAUUUCACGACGAACGAUCCGCGGUUCGCUGCACCGCCGCUUUGCUGUUCGCGUCGACGCACGGGACGAAACGCGCGCAAGCUCAACGAUCUCGCGAAACACGGCGAACAUUUCGAUCAACUCGAAUAUAGCGAUGUAUCUUCGAACGGAUAAACCGUGUUCAACGUGUUUUGUAACCUGUAUCCGUUCCCUUAGGUUUCGUAGCCGAACAAAAGAACAAAACAAUUUGUAUCAUCCUGCUCAAAAUAAAAUUAACACCGCCGGGUUACGAAUAUAUACCAUUGGGCGUGUCUGACUACACAUACAAACGUAUGAAUUGAUUUGGCUGCCAACCUUUUUGAUUUAGGGAAAUUGCAAAGUAGAGGAAAAGAAAGAAAGUAACGGAGAAGAAUCGAAUCGAAUCGAAAGAGAUACAUACGUUCGGAGUAACUCGUUACUCAAAUCUCGGUUUUUAAGCGAAACACCGAUGUUAAUGUGAACAUUUCGUUUCGAUGUUGCUCGUAGCAUAUUAAAACAGAUGAAAAAAAAGGAAAAUAAAAUAACAAACAUGUGAACUUUGAUCAAUGGAUACGAAUAAGAUGGUUUACGUUGGACUCGAACAACUAUCGAAUAUUUAUAAUUUAAUUUAGCCUCCCGUUGCUUUCAUACCAUGCUGUGUGUUUAUUAGCGAACGAGAUUCUUCAGACUUUCAUGACCUCGCUUUUUUGCAGUUUAUAUUGUUCGAGGCUCCAGCGGGUGUAAAUCAUUUUUACGAUCUUAAUGGAUCUGCUUUAACGCCGUCGCGAGUACGACCGAGUUUAUUCUCCAGGACAGCUUGCAUUCUUUAAGCAAAUUAACUUUUUACGAUCCAGCGUCACGUAUGGCGUGACGGUUAAACCGUACGUCGAGUUGAUAAACGUUUUUCAAACGAAAAAUUGUUAGUCCGUUGAUUAAAUAAUAAAACGAAAGGUCCAGUCAAUUUAAUACACUUAACAUGGUGUACUAUAUUUUUCAUCGAGAAAGAUAUAAAUGGAAAAGUCGAGGAUGAUAUUGAGAAAGUUGUAUAUACUUUGGAUUCCAGUAUUUCGGUACAAGUUACACGAAACUUCUCGCGCUAUUUUCCAAGUGGAAACGAUUCACACUUUGAAACCUCGAACAAUAUUAGCAGGCGUCGGGCGUAAAUAUACGCGAGCGUAUUCGGCGAGAACGGUGUAUUUCUGUUCUCGGGUCUGAUCAACGAGAAAGCAUGUCCCGCUUCGUAUUACGCAAGUUUGCAAUUUCGUUCGCGUAGCUGCCAGAAUCGUCCGGGAUUUGGCACGUUUCUACGUUCGUAAACCGUUUGAAAACUUCGAAACCCCUUCGAAUCGGAGCUGUCCAACCCGCGUUACAUACAGCGAAGAAAAAUAAACGAGUUGUUCCAAGAGUAUACUAAACCGGAGCCGUGCGGAACGUCUUCGAUCGGAUGGCGAACGACCGCGAAUGUAAAAGAUGCGGAAUUCAACGGCCGAAGAUCGGAUACAGUGAUCGUGCUCAUGGACGACCGAAGGAAGAAGAACGAAAGUACGACGAGGUAUCACGCGACGGACUGUCUCGACGAGAGUAUCAAAUUCUAAAAUGUAUUUAAUAACACACACUAAUUGCAUUAUGUUGUAGAAACGUAUUCUACGGUCGUUAACGAUAAGAAGAACAAUGUAGAUACACGCAGUCAACACAUUCACAUAUACAUAUACGUACACGAUAUAUAAGCAAAAACGAACACAUACACACAUAAAGAAUAAUACUUAUAUACAUGCAUACACGCAGUACAUAACACGAUACAAUAUACAGGUACACACGAAGCAUACCCCGUAGGUUGGGUGAUUACCAUCUCGAUGCGAUUAUACAUAUAUAUAAUUAAUUAUAAAUAUAUAUAUAAAUAUAAAUAUAUACAUAUACCAGCACUCGGUAGAUAUAGGUACACCCAUACGUUUACCUAUACUACCUUAAGAAAGAAAAUUAAAUAAAAUUAAACAAAAGGAAAAACACAUCUACGUGGCUGUAACGCGCCGACUCUACGAAAAAAAUAAAGAGAUAGCGCGACGAGAGACGAAAAGAGAAGGAUGGGCUAGGGAAAGAGAGGAGAGAGAAGAAAAAGGACGCGCGAGAAUGGACACUGUUGCAUUUUGCACGACAGGGGCGUAUAUAGCAGUGCGAACAUACAUACAUACAUAACACACAAUAGCGUAGACUUAAUAGAAUCCGUGAGAGUGUGGCUGAUUUAAUCGGGAGAGCGUGAUUCGUCCGUGAAAGAAUGUCCGCGUGUACACUAUUGCAUACGUGGUACGUGCGUGAGUAUCUCCGUGGUCUGUAUUUUAUUGCGGAAGUUCCUGUUCCUCGAGAAUUAACGAGAAGACAUUUAGACGAAGACGAUGAUAACGACGAUGCAAGUAGCCGAGAGCGGAUGACAAAGUCGAGCCGUGAGAGUCACCGAGUUUUUGUAGAUCAUUAAAGAACAAAAAGAAAAAAAAAUAAGAAAAAAAAUAUACCGAUUGCGCGGGUGCCUCGAUAUCUGCCCGAUUGUUCGAUCUUUUUCCUGCGUUUCGUUCGAGAAGAGUCGAGAAUCUCGUUUUGCAACCACGACCACGAAAAACAUUUUUGUCCGCAUGAGAAACGAAAUAGAAUCGAUUGGCGAAUGUGAUAUACCUAUAUUUCCUUUUCAGAUUAGAGAAACGACGAGAAACAAUAUAGAGAAUAUAAAGAAAAAAAAAAAAAAGAAAAAAAAGAAAGAACGGGCAGAUUACGGUACGCCCUUAAUAUAUGAUUAGCCGUGCGCCAUUAAAGAAACCGUUUUUUGUAAUAUCCGAAUAAAAUGCAUGGUCGACGACAACGUAUAUAAAUAUCAGCUCAAUUACCAUGAUCGUCCCACAGAAAGGCGACUGUCCGCUGAAGAAUAACCAAUCCCACCCCGUCAACGAAUGGCUAUUGGAGAACGCGCGUGCAUAGACAAAAAUUUAUCCUCGUAAUCACGAAUCUAUAGAUUACGCGGUACAAACGAAAAUUCUAUCGACGAAAAGGCAAAGUCUAGGCUAUCUUUAACGCUCACCGAAUGCCAAAUAGAAAAUUGUUCGUUAUACGAGAGAAACGAGAGCGAUUUAUAUAACCUACCAAAAGACCAAAGAAUACACGAAAGGCGAAACUCAACGAAAGCAACGUUCAGUCUUUGAUACUUUCCAAACCUAACAUCUUUUCGUUACUCGCGUUCUCUUCUUCUAUUUUUGUUCCUUGUUUUUAACGCUAUUCUGGUAAUAUUACGCUUGAUCCUCUUUGUUGCGCAACAACGUGAGCAAACGCUAAACCGCGCCCGUCGUGUUACGCGAAUCGCGUAAAUCGAAUUACAGCGUCUCUCGACCGAUCUCACUCGCGAUAUUUUCAACGAGCAUCUUGACAACUGGAACAACCGAAGCUAGCUUUCUUUGUAACAGGCCAAUACCUCGAAACCUAUCCCCUCUCCCAUUUAGCAAUGUCUAUCAAUUACGAAUAAAAUUUUAUCUGGUUUUUAAUAUAAAUUACCGAGAGACGAUAUUCAAUGGAAAGAUAGCCAAUCUUCGUUCCAUCGUUUUGCAAGAAUUCAAGACGCUCUUCUUGCAAAAUAGUUUACAUUCGUAGUCGAAUGAAUUCAUGACUGGUAGAAUUGAAACGAUCCACUAUUACACCAUAACGAUGGUAUACCGACUCCUUGGGUAAUGUAAUGAAAUUGCGAAAAAUUUAAAGUGAAUAAUCUAAAGGAUAAUUAUCCACGAAAUUUCCUGAGUUUCUAUCUUUUGUAUCGGAUACAAAAAUAAAAAUGUUAAAUCUAAGAUAAGAUAUAUAUAUGGAAUGAAAUUUAUAGUACGAUGUUUGACCACUUUUCCGAGCCUCUCUCCACUUGCGACGUCAAAGGGCUAAAAAUUUGAAUAAAUAAAUUUUUACUUCGAUACGUCGUGAACUGUAACGUGCUACAAAGUAAAAUUAUCAAUUAUUGGAAAUAUUGAUUUUGUUCGAUAAAUAUCAAAUUAAAGUUAUUUUUCAAUUAAAUAGCGGAUAUUUCAUUCUGCCAGUGGAAGAUUAAUUUCCGUUCGCAGCGUUUCGUCGUACACCGUGCUUCACCUUCGUCCACUGCAGCAAUAUUUUCGCGUUCUCAUCGAUAGCUACGCGUUUCUUCUCAUCAUUCGUAGUUCACGAUCGUGAAACUGACAUCCAACGAGCGCGAUUCGAGGCGAAACGAUUACAUUGUAAAUAAAUCAGAUGAUAUUAAAAAACUCAAAGAGAGAAGGGAAAAAGAGAAAGAGAGAGAGAGGAAAGAGUGAGAGAGAUUCAUAAAUGAGAGAAUACGAAUGCGAGAGAAAAUGUGAGGGAGAAAAUGCAGAUGCGAUAGGGGAAAAAGAGAGAAUGUAUAUAUAUGAGCGUGUGUAUUAAUAAAUUAUAAUACGCAAUUGCGUAUUAAAUGCGUUAGAAUCGAAGAAUCGCUCGUGCUAACUGCCGAGAAAAGGACAUAUUAAGGGACGCAAGCGUGCCCUCGCGUUCGUGUGUCGUUUAACUAAAAAGGGAUUUAAGAAAUAUAUUAUAUAUAUAUAUAGGAAGGAUAGAAAAAAUGAGAUGGUCAAAAGAAAAGAUAAAAAAGGAGUAAAUAAAACAGAGGCUCUCCUAGUUACUUGCUCAUUGAAAUAAUAUUCUAAAUAACGUUCGUAACGGAACAAAAGUCUAGAUAUGCAUCAGUAUAAUGAAAAAUAAUUUUACGUACGUAUAAGUAAGAUUCACGCGCGCGCGGCUACAGUCAUGCGCGCGCAUACACGCGCCAUUUCUUUACUUUUCAAACUAUGGGUCUUUCGAACCCUAUCUUACCAGUGAUCCAUAUCGAUCUCGAAACUUCGCGACUUGUUCCGUGAAAUCCGUAGAAUAUAUCGAAAGGUUGUAAUAUUUUAACGAUAUUUUCGAGUAAUAGCUACUGUUACAAAGGAAAACAAAAAGAGAGAUACGAUCCUUCCCUCCCUUUAUUAAUAUUUAUAAGUUCAUGCUUCCUAGCGAAAAAAUAUUGAUAUAGUAACGGUGAAACUUCGACUUAAUCGAGUAGUAGAAAUUGUUAAAAGAUUAUAAAUAUCGAAAGUAGACCGUAGAAUCACUUUGCAACAUUGGUGCUUUUUAUAUAUAUAUAUAUAAAAGAAAUAUAUAUAUAUAUAAAUAUAUAUAUAACGAAAAGAAAUAAAACGUUUCUAGAUUCCGCACUGAAACAUAAUCCAUACUAUUUCCAACGAUUAAACACGGUAUACAUUUUUUAUUCAGUGUAGUGAGUACUCGAUAAAUCAGAAGGAUUUAAUUGAGAACUGUAUUUAUGACGCAAUUAAUUUCAUGAAAUUGCAUAAUUGUUUGUAAAUCCAUUAAAGAUGAAAAAAUAGUUUUCAUUUUAAAAAUAUACACAAAAUUGUUCAUAGAAAGUUUUUAAUUGCGUUCGUAUAAAUAUAGGGGAAUAUCGGGAAAAAGUGUGGUGUCGUGCGCGUGCCUGUUCGCCGCUGUGCGUUCACGAAGGAUCACGAUUUCUAUAUAUUCAGAUCGAUCGCUGUAAGCCGUACAAUUUACAGUGAACAUGUACGGCCUGUGAACAAUUACAAGCUUGUAGCGAAAAAAGAAACAAACAAAAAAAUAUAUACCAACAAAAAAAGAAAAGAGAUGCACUCGAAAUCACUUGGAGCAUAACCAUCUUUAAAUGAUGGCGAACAUAACAUACAUUGUUACGUAAACGAGUAUAACGGAAGAAAAAAAAUCGUAUCGUUGCAUGACCGAUAUACCUAAAUGAAACUAUUACUACGCGAUACGACGUUAUUAUGUAAAAGUUUUUAUUGCGUGAGUAAAAUUAUGUUAUGGAUGAAAAUGUGUACCUUGUAAAUAAUAAAUCUCGUCCUCUUCUUCGUGCAUCGAA